Acanthoscelides obtectus is the source of this 1309-nucleotide messenger RNA. The record is from the annotation of a GenBank genome assembly. NCBI's taxonomy places the organism in Eukaryota, Metazoa, Arthropoda, Insecta, Coleoptera, Chrysomelidae.
AAGGUGGUGAAUGGUCAGAACAGCAUCGUCCAAUUACUGCUGACACACAACGCGAACGUACAAAAGAGCGAUGUAAACGGCAAAACCGUCCUUCACUUGGCGGCCGCCUGUGGUCAUUUAACGUGUAUGCAGGUCAUCAUGAAUUGCAUGACUGACGAGGAAAUCAGGGCAGAAGACAAUCAACUUUGUACUGCAUUGCAUUGGGCCUGUUAUAAUGGUCAUGCAAAUUGUGUUGAAUAUUUGAUAGAGAAGGAUAUAUUUAAAGAACUGCAUGGAAAUGUUUUUUCACCAGUUCACUGUGCUGCAUAUUUUUUUUUAAUGAUGGAACCAAGAUUUUGUAGCUAUGAAAACCUUCAAUUCAAACAAAGAACAACAAAGAAAACAUUUAUUGAACUAGCAGAAAUGAUUGGAAAAAGCGAUGAAAAAAGAUAUUAGCAAAACCGUAUACAGGUGGACAACAUCCAGUGAGUUCAUACGGCCAUAUUUUAAUAUGGUUGUGGUACAUGGCUACACAGGAUACUUUGUUAAGCAUAGGAACUAGAUUUAACGUGUCCCCGACAACAGUAAUGAUUAUAACUAAUAAGGUGCUCUACUUUAUGCUAAAACUGAAGUCAUCGUCAGCCUGUAUCAGGUUUCCCAAACAUGAAGCUGAAGUAGCUUCUCGGGCGUGGAGCGCUGUCUGGAGGCAGUUUGCCAUCGAUUCGGCAACGAUCGGUGCGUCCGCCUGAUCGAUGCUCUGCACCGGACCCCCCUUCACGUGGCAGCCGUACGGGGGCACUCUGGCUGCGCCAGGAUGUUGGUGUCCAGGGGGGCGGAUACCGAAGCGAUGGAUGCGGAAAGCAGGACGCCUCUCAUCGCUGCCGCUCAAGCGGGACACUCCGCGGUUGUAGAAUUUUUAUUGGCAUGUAACGUCGAUUGCAAAGCAUGUGAUAAUUCUGGCAAUACAGCUUUACACUGGGCUUGCUUGAAGAAUCAUGCACAGACCGCCUUAUUGAUUUUGGGAGAUGUCCAAGGGGACAGCGUUGUUAGUAUUACCAAUAACGAAAAUAAAAUGCCUCUUCACAUUGCCGUACGGAAUGGUUUAGUAGAUGUGACUCGUGCGUUACUCGAAAAACAUGCUUCGUUGACAGCGGUGGAUAACGAAGGUUUGACGCCCGCCUUGUGCUGUGCUCCAAAUCAGAACGUCGCACAAUGCCUAGCCUUAAUAUUACAAUCACUGCCACAACUAGCCGUCGUUGGAGACAAUAAUAAAGGUAAGCAUGAGAGUAUGGAAUACUUUGCGUUUUUUAUUUCGAUAUUGAUAAAGUAG